Aspergillus calidoustus is the source of this 677-nucleotide messenger RNA. The record is from the annotation of a GenBank genome assembly. NCBI's taxonomy places the organism in Eukaryota, Fungi, Ascomycota, Eurotiomycetes, Eurotiales, Aspergillaceae.
AUGAGUCUCACGCUAUGUGAUACCUUGAUAUCAGGUUCGAUAGAUGCUACCUUGGCUGAGAUUGAUCGGGAGUCGCAGGGCCUAGAACAGGCAGAGUCUAACAACGUGGUCAUGGGUCCAUUCUCCGUGCUGACAUUCAGGCCUGGAUCUGAAUCAGAGACGAGCCGGAGUCAGAGUCAGGAUCAGCCGCUUCUAGCUGGUAAGGUUGUAGAGAACGCGGGUAAAUCUACCAAUACAUUCUUGCCUGGGCCAAUCGCACCAGCUGAGAUGCAGAAUUUCGGCUCUGUUACCCCAUUGACAGAUCCCUUGAGAGGCAUGGAUGACUUCCUGCACUGGAUCGAUAUUCUGGACCUCGAAUUCAACCCUGAAGAUAUUUUCACAUGGCCGGCCUCGUCGACACUAGACACGAUGAACUCAACACCAUUACUAUUCAACCUGCCGUUGGCUGAACCUGACGGCGCACCUUCCAUUACCAUACCACAUUCUCUUCCAAGCGAACCGACUCCCGCCAGCCAGGGACAUCUAUCCUGGACCCCUAGUUCACAGCUAAAUGCUGACAACUCAUCUCAAGCAGCAUCAGACAUCUUAGCCGAUGCCCCAUUUCUGCUCAAGCACCUCCAGAAGAACGCAGCCCCCUAAUGGUGGCCAUACCCCUCGGACGAAAGUCUCCCUGGACA